Molecule: messenger RNA, 999 nt
Organism: Protopolystoma xenopodis
Lineage: Eukaryota; Metazoa; Platyhelminthes; Monogenea; Polystomatidea; Polystomatidae
Source: the annotation of a GenBank genome assembly
CGCGUUGCCUGUGAACUGCAGCAAAUGGAGAUCCUUUUGACUCAGCUUCUAUUGGAUGGGACAUUCACUCGUCUCCCAGCUGCCGAUAUUGCUGCUCUCCUCUCAUGUUUUAUUUUCGAGAUAGGUCAUGCUGGAAGCCAGCAAAGAAAACAGAUUUUCCAGCCACAAAUGGAUAGACCUUCUGGACAGUCUAAAUCUUUUCAAGCUCCGCUUUCGGCCCAACUACCGUCACUCCCGCAGUUGGCCGAUUCCCUUUCCGCUACUGAACUUGGUGAUGGGGUUGUAGAAGCUAUAACAACUUUUCCUCUGGCACCCAGCUCUAUCAUUCCAUCUGGUGCCCAGCUCUCCGUGGCCUCAAAUGCUUCUGAAGCAUCUUUUGUUCACUAUAACAUAGAUUCCCUAUCAGACUCUGUACCACUUCAUCUGGUUAAACCAUUGCAGUUGAUGAUGUCUAGAGCAGUUGAACUUACUAAGACGAUUGAUUUUGAGUGCUAUCAGCAAUUAGAACGAAAAACUCGGUCGACAAAUGCUUGGAAUCCUUAUCCGAAUUUUGAGAAUGAUUUCGAUUAUCUAUCCGAUGCUUUUUGCUUUGAUAUUUCCUUUAUUUUUCAUUUUGCUACCUCAUACCAGCUCUAUUGCCUUCAACGAUCUUAUGGCUUGGCCGACCCUCAAUCCGAUGCCACAUUGAAUCCCGAUCUUGUUGGCGUGACGUACGCCUGGGCUAGCGGACAAUCAUUUUCAACUAUAGUAGGUCUCACCAGCAUAUCCGAGGGACAUCUUGUGCGUGGAUUGCAGCGACUUGACGAACUUCUUCGACAUGUCUGCUCGGCUUGCCAGCGUCUUGGGGAUCAGGCUUUGUCUGCUAAGGUAGCAGAGGCUCGCUCAUCUAUCCAUCGAGACAUUAUUUGUACACCUAGUCUCUAUGUAUCCUAUGUUUUGGCUAAUUCAGAAAAUGCUGAAGAGGACUUUAAAGAAGAUCUAGAUCAGGACAGAGCCUAA